AUGGGAAAGUUAAUUAAAAUACCGGCGGAGCUACCGGCCAUGGGGAUUGGAGCUGUGGUCGGCGACUGGUGGGAAGAGAUCAACGAGUCGACUGAAUGGCAAGACGGAAUUUUCUACGCUCUUUGUGGUGCUUACGCUCUUGUUUCCGCCGUUGCUUUGAUUCAAUUAAUUAGGAUUGAAUUGAGAGUGCCAGAGUAUGGAUGGACGACGCAGAAAGUUUUUCAUCUCAUGAAUUUUGUCGUUAACGGAGUGCGGGCGAUUGUGUUUGGAUUUCAUAAACAAGUAUUUAUUAUGCAUCCUAAGGCAUUGGUUUUGCUAUUAUUGGAUCUACCGGGACUUCUGUUCUUUUCUACGUAUACUCUGCUUGUUCUAUUUUGGGCAGAGAUAUAUCAUCAGGCGAGAAGUUUGCCGACAGAUAAGCUUAGGGUUGUUUAUAUUUCGGUCAAUGCUGCAGUGUACUUCAUUCAGGUUUGCAUCUGGGUCUACCUUUGGGUAGAUGACAACAGCGUUGUGGAAUUAAUUGGAAAGAUAUUUGUUGCAGUGGUGUCGAUCAUAGCUGCAUUAGGUUUCUUGGUGUAUGGUGGAAGAUUAUUUUUUAUGCUCAGACGCUUCCCUAUUGAAUCUAAAGGGAGAAGAAAGAAGCUUCAUGAGGUUGGAUCAGUUACAGCCAUAUGCUUCACUUGCUUCCUUAUCAGAUGUUUUGUGAUUCUUCUAUCUGCUUUUGAGGCAGAUGCCUCCCUUGAUGUUCUGGAUCAUCCGGUUUUGAACUUGAUCUAUUACUUGCUUGUUGAGAUUCUGCCGUCAGCUCUAGUGCUCUACAUCCUGCGGAAGUUGCCUCCUAAGAGAAUAUCAGCACAAUAUCACCCAAUUCUAGUUGAUGUUGGAGUUGAGCAUGCAAGAGAGCUAACAAGACAUCCAGAUGUCUAUGCUGGCCUGGCGCAUGAUGGCUCUGAUUCUUUUUGA
Dovyalis caffra is the source of this 963-nucleotide messenger RNA. The record is from the annotation of a GenBank genome assembly. Lineage: Eukaryota; Viridiplantae; Streptophyta; Magnoliopsida; Malpighiales; Salicaceae.